AUGACUGUUACGCCAUUCCAGCAAGUCCCUCUAAGAAGCGUGGAUAUCAAUACCCCACCAGAGGAAGUGGUGCGCAUUCUUAAAGAGGAUGGAACUGUCACUGUGAAGAAUUUCAUCGACCCUGAGCUAGUUCAAAAGCUCCAGGAAGAGAUUGAUCCAACCAUUGCCGCGUUUCCUUUGGGGCCCAACCAUGAAAGCGAGGUCUACAAAGUGACCAUUGGAUCAAAGACCAAACAAGUUGCCAACUUGGUCACGGUCUCCGAAACCUUCCGUCACAAGAUCCUCAACCACAGCUUCAUGCACGAGGUGACCGAUCGAGUCUUCCGCCCCGACUGGGGUGACUACUGGAUGAACCGAAGCUCAAUUCUCCACAUCGAGCCCGGCGAGAAGGCUCAAAUCGUCCACCAGGAUCUCCCUUUGUACCGGGUCAAUGAUUACCGCACGCCAGACCAGCCAGAGUUUAUGCUCAAUUAUUUCGUUGCUCUCACCGAGUUCCGUGAGGAUAACGGCGCUACCCGACUUAUCCCCGGGAGCCACCGUUGGGAUGGCAAGUCGCCCCGCCCCACUUAUGAGCAGGGUGUCCCUGCCCUCCUCCAGCCCGGGGAUGCAAUUUUGCUCUUCGGCAGCUUGUUCCACGCCGCCGGUGCAAACAACGCCAAUGAGAACCGUCGGGCACUAGCAGUCUCUAUGCACCCAUGUCACUUUACACCGCUUGAGUCUCACUUGCACAUCAGCCGAGAGACCGUCGAGACCAUGACGCCACUGGCUCAAAAGAUGAUCGGAUGGCGGUCCCUGGACAAUCACAAUGGGGUCCCGAUCUGGAUGGCUGGUGAUAGACGGAUGGAGAAAAUAAUAGGACUGAAGGCCGCGGAAGAAAAAGGGGACGUGGACGUCUAG
Penicillium olsonii is the source of this 897-nucleotide messenger RNA. NCBI's taxonomy places the organism in Eukaryota, Fungi, Ascomycota, Eurotiomycetes, Eurotiales, Aspergillaceae. The record is from the annotation of a GenBank genome assembly.